AUGGCGUCUGCGUCUGCUGGAGUCGCAGCUGGCGACGCAAAAGUUAAUGCGAAAAAUAAUACAAAAUCAUUAUUAGGAAGUAACGUUUGGGUUUUUGAAAUAUCUUGGGAAGUAGCAAGGCAAAUUGGAGGAAUUCAUACAGUUAUCAAAUCAAAGGCCGCUAUUUCAACUGAAGAGUUGGGAGAUAAUUAUUGUCUAAUUGGACCUCUCAUUGAAUCACAAACCUGGUCAGAAAUAGAAGUUAUUGAAGCGGAACAAAAAUCAAAUAUUCAAUAUGCUCUUCAUUGUCUGAGAAAUUCUGGAUACAGGGUUGUUGUAUAUGGUAGAUGGCUGAUAGAGGGUUAUCCAAAGGUCAUCUUAAUGGACAUAUCUACAGCAAUGAAGGAAUUGGAAGAAUUUAAAAAAGAAAUAUGGGAUGAAGCAAAUAUUGGAAUACCUUGGAAUGACACAGGAGCAGCUGAUGCAGUUGUAUUUGGAUUUAUGACAGCAUUGCUGCUUGAAAAAUUUUGCAAAGAUCUACCAGAAGAUCAUUCAGUAGUUGCUCAAUUUCAUGAAUGGAUGGCAGGAGUUGGACUUAUUGUGAGCAGGGCUCGCAAAUUAAAAGUUGCUACUAUUUUCAGUACACAUGCCACUGUGCUUGGGAGACAUUUGUGUGCUAGUAGAGUUGAUUUUUAUAACAAUAUAUCCAAGUUCAGCUUGAACAAAGAAGCUGGGGAUAGAAACAUUUAUCAAAGGUACUGCAUAGAAAGAGCCAGUGCUCAUGUUGCUCAUGUUUUUACCACAAUUUCAGACAUUCUGAGUUUCGAAGUUGAACAUCUUUUGGCCAAAAAACCAGAUUUGGUACUUCCAAAUGGUCUGAAUGUGAAAUCAGAUUUUGUUCAUGAGAUUCAAAACCGACAUUCUAAUGCAAAACAGAAGCUUCAUAAUUUUGUCAGAGGGCACUUUUAUGGACAUUUCAAUUUUGACUUGGAGAAGACGUUGUAUUUCUUUAGUGCAGGAAGAAAUGAGUUUUCCAACAAAGGUGUUGAUAUGUUUAUUGAAUCUCUUGCCAGACUUAAUCAUAGAUUAAAGAUAUCAAAUUCUGAUAUGACUGUUGUUGCUUUUCUAAUAUUCCCGACGGAAUGCAACAACUUCAAUGUUGAAUCGUUGAGGGGCCAGGCAGUGUCCAUGCAGUUGAAAGAAGUGGUCAACCAGAUGCAAAAAGAUAUUGGCAAAAGAAUUUUAGAUUCCUCUCAUUGUUCUAAUUUAUUCAGAGGUCAUGUUCCCGAUAUUGACACAUUGCUGACAGAAAAAGAUAUUGUUCAACUGAAAAGAUGCAUUAUGUCAGCUCAGAGAAAAACCCUUCCACCGAUAUGUACGCAUAACGUCACAAAUGAUGUUAGUGACCCGAUUCUAUGUGCUUUAAGAAGCUGUAGGCUCUUCAAUGACACGUCAGAUAGAGUUAAAGUAAUAUUCCAUCCAGAGUUUCUUCAUUCAAAUAAUCCAUUGUUUGGAUUGGACUAUGAAGAUUUUGCAUCUGGAUGUCAUCUCGGAGUUUUUCCCUCUUAUUAUGAACCAUGGGGAUAUACUCCAGCUGAAUGCACAAUAAUGGGAGUUCCUAGCAUAACAACCAAUUUGUCUGGGUUUGGGUGUUUCAUACAGCAGCAUACUACAGACCCCGCAGCUUACGGUGUCUACAUUGUUGACAGAAGGUACAAAAGCGUUGAAGAGUCUAUUGAGCAACUAACUGGAUAUAUGAUGGAUUUCUGCCAGCAGACAAGAAGGCAACGCAUUAUACAGCGUAAUAGAACAGAACGUUUGAGUGAAUUGUUGGAUUGGAAGCAUCUAAGUAUUGUAAGAAAUUUUAUCUCGCAAUGCUUAUUUUUAACGUUUCAUAAUACAAAGCAUUUGUAA
Messenger RNA from Helobdella robusta, 1893 nucleotides. RefSeq lists its product as hypothetical. Gene Ontology annotation, biological process: glycogen biosynthetic process. Gene Ontology annotation, molecular function: alpha-1,4-glucan glucosyltransferase (UDP-glucose donor) activity. NCBI's taxonomy places the organism in Eukaryota, Metazoa, Annelida, Clitellata, Rhynchobdellida, Glossiphoniidae. The record is from RefSeq and is a predicted model, not a curated record. Gene Ontology annotation, cellular component: cytoplasm. The coding region runs from base 1 to 1893 and encodes 630 amino acids. The transcript is spliced from 13 exons.